AAAGAACAUCUUCUCUUCAGUAUUAUCAAAUAUUUAAUGUUCCAUACAGCACGAUGUCCCUAGCACUACAGCAAUGAAGAAAAAGGUUUCUCCCUUACUGUGAGACCAUUUGGAGGUGGAUUUUCACUGUGGACUUGCAUAACAGUCUGUGUUGAUACUGAUGGUGAAUGGACAUAAAACCCCCUACAUGUGAGAGGUCCAGGUGUUUACCUCAAGGGUGAGUAUGACAGCCAUGACUUCCUUUUUCUGGCCACGGAAAGGUAACUGGAAGGCAUCUGAAAGAGCCUUGUUUCCAACACUGAUGUCUCUCACAACCAAAGAGAUUGUGCAGAUUUGGGAUCAGGUGUCUCUUGAUGUUCAGCGGCAGUUGGCAUUGAGCAAGAGUGUUGAAAUAGUUGGACUGGGGACUUUUGCUGUUCAUACGCAAGAGCUACACAUAGGAAGAAAUGAUUGCUUGCUCAUUCACAGACCUGUAUUUCAAAUGUCCAACAUUAUCAGAAGAAUUUUUGAUCUUAACUAUGCUAAAAGAAUUAUGCUUGGUUCUACACUAGCUGUCCCAUUGGACUACACCACAAUUGCCCUGGAGACAUCUCAUUCCGUGGAUGCCGUGAAGAACUGUGUAAAUGAGACUGUGAUGUACCUCUCUCGCUGUAUCUCAAACGGACUGAAUAUUGACUUUGUUCUCAGGGACAUGGGUGUCCUUCUUAUCAGGCAAAAGAAAGUCAAAAUGAGGUUUUAUGAAAAUUUUGUUCUCAGCCUGGACACAGUGGGAAACUUGAAGGAAAUUAUCAUCAAUAGGAAAAAAGGGACUAUGAACUGGGUCAUUUCCCAGGGAGAAACUGGAGUUUCUGAUGUCUGUACUGAACCUGACAUCCUGUUUCCCAGCCUGCAGUUUAAGACCGAACAUGGAAAAUUCCUCCUUGAAUCCCUCCGUGAAAGACCUACCAAACUACUGCAGGAGAAGAAGACAAAAGAUGUCUUUAAGGAAAAGAUUAACAGAAAAGGGAUUCCUUCAGCUCCUCCUCAUAGCGGUCCUGUGAAAGUCAGGGCAGUUGACUUUAAAGAACGGUCAAGGGAGAAAUUCAAGAGAAAAGAACUCCCUAUUAGGAGGCUGUAUGAAGAUGAGGGAAGAUCCUGUGAGGAACUGGAUGGUAAACAACACUUCAAGCAGAACCCAGAACAGAGUCCCACGUUCCUGACCACUAUAUCAAAGCAACAGCAGUAAACUCUAUGGAGUUCUGCAUUUAUAAUGACAACUUUAAUUAUAAAAACAAUAAGAUGAUGUUGAUCCUUAA
Molecule: messenger RNA, 1295 nt
Organism: Meleagris gallopavo (turkey)
Lineage: Eukaryota; Metazoa; Chordata; Aves; Galliformes; Phasianidae
Source: RefSeq, a predicted model, not a curated record